Molecule: messenger RNA, 851 nt
Organism: Brassica napus (rape)
Lineage: Eukaryota; Viridiplantae; Streptophyta; Magnoliopsida; Brassicales; Brassicaceae
Product: amino acid permease 8-like
Exons: 2
Cellular component (GO): plasma membrane
Source: RefSeq, a predicted model, not a curated record
GAUACAUUGAGAUCAAGCCCGCCAGAGAACAAAGUCAUGAAGAAAGCAAGCCUUGCCGGAGUCUCAACUACAACUUUUUUCUACAUGUUAUGUGGCUGCAUUGGAUACGCCGCAUUUGGAAACAAAGCCCCUGGAGACUUCCUUACCGACUUUUUUUAUGAACCUUACUGGCUCAUCGAUUUUGCCAAUGCUUGCAUUGUCCUCCACCUAAUAGCAGCCUAUCAGGUGUUUGCACAACCAAUAUUCCAAUUUGUUGAGAACAAAUGCAACAAAGCAUGGCCAGAAAGCAAUUUCAUCACCAAAGAACAUUCGAUGAACAUACUAUUCCUCGGAAAAUGUCGCAUCAGCUUCUUCAGACUGGUGUGGAGGACAGCUUAUGUGAUUUUCACAACAGUUGUAGCAAUGAUAUUCCCCUUCUUUAACGCGAUCUUGGGUCUUAUCGGGGCAGCCGCAUUCUGGCCGCUAACAGUUUACUUCCCGGUGGAGAUGCACAUCUCGCAGAGAAAGAUUAAGAAGCAUUCUAUGAGAUGGAUAGGGUUGAAACUCCUUGUAUUGGUUUGUUUGAUUGUUACCCUCCUAGCCGCAAUAGGAUCCAUCGUCGGCUUGAUAAAAAGUGUCAAGGCAUACAAGCAUUUCCACAGUUAAGAUUAGUUACUUGUAACCUAAGCUAUCUGAAAUUUGUGGUGACUACUUCGUUCAAGACAAAACAGUUGGUAGUAACUACCGCUACAUAUUGUUGUGCAUGUCUGUCUUGUGUAUCUUAUAUAGUUAACGGCGUUGACUUGCACGCUUGCUUAUCCGGUUUAUAGAACAUUGGUAUUAUGGCCUUAUGGGAGCAGAUUUACUUUGAA